AUGGAAUUGCCUAUCCCUUUGAAAGUAAAAUUUCUUGUAUGGCUGGCUUUCAGGCAUGGUUUGAACACAAAAGAUGUGUUGGAAAAAAAAGGAAUACAUUUAGAAAAAAUUUGCUGCUUAUGUUCAAAGCUGGAAGAAAGUCAUACGCACUUAUUCAUUAAGUGUGAGUUUGUUUACUCUAUAUGGAGAUCAAUUCUGUUCAAGUUGAAAAUUGAAGAUGGUUUUAGUUGGAAUUCUCUGAAAGAGAUGUGGCAUAAUUUGAAAGCAGGAGAGAUUGAUAAUGGCAAAAUGAAAAGAGAUGUCUUCAUUUGUUCUCUUGUUUGGUGUGUAUGGCAGGAACGAAAUGAUAGACUUUUUUCUAAUAAAAGGAAAAGAUCUCUUGAGCUUUUGAACAAAAUUAUGACCUUCUCAUCAUUUUGGUUAGGUUCUAAAAAAAUCUCUGCUCGAGCUAUCAGACUACAAGAAAGGAGGAGGAAAAAGAGUGCUGAUAGAAUGCAAGCUAUUGGUGUAGAUAGAAGACAGAACAGAGCUAUGGGGGAUGAGGUGAUCCAGCUAGAAUGA
Molecule: messenger RNA, 561 nt
Organism: Asparagus officinalis (garden asparagus)
Lineage: Eukaryota; Viridiplantae; Streptophyta; Magnoliopsida; Asparagales; Asparagaceae
Exons: 1
Coding region: 1-561 (186 amino acids)
Source: RefSeq, a predicted model, not a curated record